AUGGGCCCCUCAGAAGUCAGCACGCCCAGCCAGCACCAGCCCAGGCCUCGAAGGGUCUCCGAUGGCAGCAUCAAUGGAGGCGUCAGGAAGGACAUCCUCCUCCAGCGUAUGGCCGAGGCCUUGCAGAGCGAACGAGCCAAGGCAAUCGUCUUCCAGCGUGAACUUCAGAACGCGGAACGCGAGAUCGAUGAUCUUGCUAAUACCCUGGACGAACAACGUCGCGAACAUCACAAAACGAUCGUCAACUUGAGAAAGGAUAUCAAACUGCUCAAGAAAGAGCGCGAAAGCUUGGUUGAAGCUCUUGAGGCGGCGGAAGGAGUUGAACAAGAAGAAGCGGAGCGAUAUCUGGCUCUGUUGGACCCGGCCGCCCAGGCCGUGAUGGCGGAAGAGGAUGAAGCCGAGGAUCCGAACGGGCAAGCAAAAGCGCCCCGGAACCGAAACCACGCCCCGACGCCGCAGCCGAUCCUGGACGAUUAUGAUCUGUCGAACUACAAAAGCACGAUCCGUGCGCAGAUGCAGGAACGAUCAGCUCUGCGGGCGCAGAGGAUCAACUCCGAGCUCCUGAAAAUCAACCCUACUUCGACCGGCGAGCCUGCCAAUGCUGAUUCUGAUAAAGGCGCCCCAGACGGUCACUCCCACCUCCCCGUCUCCACCGCCACCCGGCAGGGUCGGCCCCGUGAGACGCCCAGUCGGAUCCGGCGCAAGCUCAGCAAGAGCCGUCCGAACAGUCGCGACGGGAGCGGGGGGCUGUUCUGGAGACGGAGCGGAUCGCGGACACGCGACACGAACGACGAAAAGUCUUCUUCGGCCCCCGGUACGAUCAUGCAUCGCUACCCGAACCAGCCACCCAACGAGCGUCGAAAGACGUCCGCGGGGCUCACGGGCGGGGCGACGGAGGAGGAAGGAUACUACGAUUCGGGGCCCUUGCAGCGGUCCAAUGAGUCCUUCGGCGGCCGCAGCCAUCCAGUGGGCAACGGCAAGAUCGGCAAGCUCUUCCGCAAAGUCUUUCCGACGUACAAGGACGACUCCCAGGCCGAUGAGCACGGCCAUCAGCAGGACGACCCUGCGUACCACGAUCUUCACUCCGCCGACCCGCUCCCCGAUCGACGAAGAGCGAAUACCGGCGUGGCCGCUCGCGCCCAUCGCAGACGCCAGUCGUUCCUCGACUAG
Puccinia triticina is the source of this 1170-nucleotide messenger RNA. RefSeq lists its product as uncharacterized. Lineage: Eukaryota; Fungi; Basidiomycota; Pucciniomycetes; Pucciniales; Pucciniaceae. The record is from RefSeq and is a predicted model, not a curated record. The coding region runs from base 1 to 1170 and encodes 389 amino acids. The transcript has 6 exons.